Messenger RNA from Funneliformis mosseae, 141 nucleotides. The record is from the annotation of a GenBank genome assembly. NCBI's taxonomy places the organism in Eukaryota, Fungi, Glomeromycota, Glomeromycetes, Glomerales, Glomeraceae.
AAGAAAAAAGCUGCACAUGAUUGGCCAUUAGCCAUGUCAAAUUUCCCAAUAAAAUUUCUAGCAUAUUUAGAUCGUAUAAUACUCUUGAAAAUAUCUCACAUGCAAAAUUCUGAUAAGAGCAAAGACAAUACUGAGUCAAAA